AUGCCAUCUUUCCUCUUCUCUCCGUCGCCAACCACCGCCGCCCUCCUCCUCCUCCUCCUCUUCUUCUCCCUCUCCCUUCCCAUCCCCCUAUCUUCACACCGCAAUCUCCUUCACAGAAGAAACCUACAUUCCUCCAACACCGAAGAAGAUCCCAACGAUUCUCCCAUUCCCAAAUCAAAACCCCCUCCCAAAAACAAACCCAUAUCACAACUCCCAGAAGCUAAGAACAAAACCAAACCCCUCAAAUCCAACACAGCAAAUUCCUCUUCUUCUUCUUCAUCCAUACUCACCAAAAUUCUCUCCUCCGCCACCACCUCUCCCACCAAAUCCAAGCUAAAAAAAACCGCCAAUCAGCUUAAUAAAACCAUUAGCAACACAAAGAAAAACACCACCAAAUCCAAUUCCACCAAAACAGGGCAAAUCAAUUACCUGAAACCACUUCCUUCCAAAUCCCAAUCCAUUCCCAAACUGAAACCCCAAACUUCACCGGCCGACUUGCUCGACGACACCGACAUCACCACCACCGGCUCCGACGACGACCUCAUCUCCGACUUCCGCGAUCUCCCCUCUCGCCUCCACUCCGCCAUCCUCCCCGACCUCGAGAAGCUUUCCGCCACCUCGAAGCACUACCUCUCCAAAACCCACCGCGAUAUCACCGCCGGCGUAAAACCCUUCGUCGGAAACCGAUACGCCCCGUCGAUCGCCUACGCGGCUUCCUCCGCCGUCCUCCUCCUCCCCCUGUUUCUGCUCGCCGCCGUCUUCCGCCACCUCCUCCGCUGCGCCUCCCUCCACCGCUCUCUUCUCUUCGUUCAGGCGUACCUCGCCAUCUACUUCACCACGCUCUCGCUCACGGCCCUGGUGACGGGGCUCGAGCCCCUCUGGUUUUUCUACGCCGCGUCACCGAACGCUUACGCGUGGACGCAGGCGGUUCAGACUUUUGGCUAUUUGGUGUACUUGGGCGCGCAGGGGAUCGGGUUGAGGGCCGGCGGGAGAAGCUCCUCGGGCGAACUGGAAGGUGCACGGGAUUUACGCGGCGUGCUUCAUUGUGAUUUGUGGGUUGGGCCGGGCCGAGCGCCGGAAGAAGGUCUAUUUUUAUGGGGAGGGAGGGGUCGAUAG
Molecule: messenger RNA, 1116 nt
Organism: Phalaenopsis equestris
Lineage: Eukaryota; Viridiplantae; Streptophyta; Magnoliopsida; Asparagales; Orchidaceae
Exons: 1
Coding region: 1-1116 (371 amino acids)
Source: RefSeq, a predicted model, not a curated record